This is a messenger RNA of Sinocyclocheilus anshuiensis, 1191 nucleotides long. RefSeq names its product membrane-associated phosphatidylinositol transfer protein 3-like. Gene Ontology annotation, biological process: phospholipid transport. The transcript is spliced from 7 exons. The coding region runs from base 1 to 1191 and encodes 396 amino acids. NCBI's taxonomy places the organism in Eukaryota, Metazoa, Chordata, Actinopteri, Cypriniformes, Cyprinidae. Gene Ontology annotation, cellular component: cytoplasm. The record is from RefSeq and is a predicted model, not a curated record. Gene Ontology annotation, molecular function: phosphatidylinositol binding; phosphatidylinositol transfer activity; phosphatidylcholine intramembrane carrier activity.
AUGGAAGGGAAGACAGCGUUACUUCUGGAAAUGAGCCAGUGGAACUCUAAUGACCUGGUGGAGCAGUUUGAAACAAUGGGACACCUGGAGCACUCCAGAGAGAGCCUGUACAGGCUGCGGCAGCCUCGAUGCACGCCACAGAGCAGUGUGGAUGGAUUGGAAGACAUGGUGAGGAAGUGCAGGACACAAUUGCUCAUCCUGGUGAUUCAUGGAGGUCAUAUCUUGGAUUCCGGAGGUGGCGACCCUGGAGGAAAGGCAGGUGAUGCUGCCACUCUGGCCUCCGUGUUGGAGCGUGUGGCACAGGCGCACUUCCAGGCAGCAGCAGACAGCAUGCUGGUCAGACUGGUGCCCUGCCCGCCCGUGUGUGCUGAUGCCUUCUCUUUGGUCUCAAAUUUGAAUCCAUACAGCUAUGAUGAAACCUGCGUGUCCAGCAGUGUGGAUCACUUGCCACUGGCUUCCCUUCCCAUUCUGGCCAUCGCUGCCCCUCAUUACCAGAAUGCUGUAGCAGCGGUCAUUGCUCAGGCCAAUCAAGUUUACAAAAACUUCCUUCAGUCAGCAGAAGGUGUGGGCUUCACAGGACAGGUGUGCCUGGUCGCAGAUUGUGUUGGUGGGGUUCUUUGUUUUGACGCCUUGUGUUUCAGUGGUGACAAGCAACACAAAAGUCCUGAGGGUGGCAGCAUGAAGAACAGUACAGAGAGUCUGAAGGAAAAGCCAGGUGUGGUGAGAUCUCUGAGCCCCACUCUCCGAGGCAGCAAGCGCCUGAGUAAGAGCAACAUUGAUGUGUCAAUCCCAUGUGAUGCACUGUCUGGAGACCGCCAUCCACUCACCCAUAAGCAAAGUGACUCAUGUGAUGCAGACGUGGCCAGUGGUCAGCGUGAGGUCUUUAUCGGCAGCUUGAAUCUCUGGCACUUGACAGGUCAGCCUGGCAGGUCACCUGUGCCACUGCAGUCUCUCAAAUACAUCAAACCAACCAAGACCGACGAUCCGAGAGACGCACUAAGAGACACCAGAGGGCGGCUGGUACCCCCCUGGUAUCUGGUUUCCGUUGCUCCAUCUGCGGAAGAGUGUGCAGCUCAAGGAUCGGACUCGAUGCCCACGAGAAGUGGCACCAGCGGCAACAUCGCUGAACCCACCCCCUUCCCACUCCCAUAUCUGGAGCAAGCGUCAUCAUCGAACAUGAUGGACAGCUAA